ACUUUUCUGAAAACAGAAAGUUCCUCUCAGAGAUACAUUCAUAUAAACUCCCCAACCCCAAUUCAUUAUUUAGUUUCUUCCAAUAAUUGGUGCAUCGUGAACAGUGAGAUUGAUCUGCCUGCUACAGUAUUUUCUCCUCUUUAGGUCCCCUGUUAACAGCCUUUUACAGACUAAAUAUAAUAACAACAACUUAAUAUUUCCACACAAAUGACAUUUUGUAACAUGAAUGCAGUGCAGUGAAUAUAGAAGUUGCACGGGCCAUAGGGCAGUCCGUAUGUCAAGCUCUGUAAUAGGUGGUAAAUAUCCAUACGAUCUGCCUCCUUUGUUGCGGACUGACGACCCAACAGUUCUUCCUUCUAUAUGCCGACAUAGUGAAUUAUUUUCAUUUCUACGUUUUUUCACCAAGCCCAUACACAAGUUCUGUUCCGUUCAGUGCCGACACAAUGGCGACUUCCGGAUUGAUGACGUAACGUGAAAACACUAUUAUUCCAUGAGCCUCUCUCAAUUGCAUGGAGAGUAAAAUGGAUAACUCUUCACAUAUUUGUGGUCACAUCACCAAUUUUGAUUAAGGUUGCCUAGAAACAAGGGGUGGCUCAACUUCCCCACAGGCUCAAAUCAUCCCCCUCUCCCCUGUUUGUUCAAUAUGCAGACAGCACUUGUUGGGGAUUUAGUAGGUCAUCUAUAUUACAAUAUUGUUGUAAGCAUUCUCAUUUUAAUGUCAGAUGUGUGCCAUUUUUUCAAUAAAAGGAUAAUGGCUUCUCUUCUCUUUACCCAGACUACACACUACAUCGUUAUCUGUGUGUAUUUCAACAGAUCAUGCAAGGGGUCACCUAAAGGAGGUCACUAGAAUAUAUUCAAAUAUAAAUUAAAAUCUACUUCACUAUAUAAUGGAACAUAAUGAAUAUGAAGUCAGUUUGAAAAUGUGGAUCAGCUGUCAUCUUAUCAAUGUGGUUAAACACUGCAAACUUUUAUUGACUGCACUGAUUGAGUCCAUUCUUAGUAGUUAAUAAUUUACUUUGCAGAGUAAAAAUAAAAAGAGGAAAAAGAGUAAACAGAGUAAAGGUUAUUUUAUGAUCGAACUUAAGGACAAACCAGUUUGGGGAAAUAGAAACCGCAGCAGUGUGGAAAGGUGGGAAAUUUCUGUGUUCACAAGGGCCUUCAAAAGAGACAAUGGAAAGGAACAUCAUAUAUUUGUGGAUUUGUGCUUUUGCAGUAGUUCAUGGGAAUCAAGAGACUUUACCGCAACCUCCCAUCAGCGAUAAACUCCCAUCAUUGAUAAAGAUGAACAAUGAUUUUGCUUUCCAUCUGUACAAGAAGCUUGUAGAAAUGCCUGAUUAUCAGUCCAAGAAUAUCUUCUUCUCUCCCUUUAGUGUGUCCAUGGCCCUUUCCGAGCUGUCUUUGGGAGCUGGUGGGGAAACCAGAAAGCAGCUUCUCAGUGGCAUCGGCUAUAACAGCUCAGUCUUCAGCACUGAAGAAAUGCACCGGAUGUUCCACAGUCUCCUGGAAGAAAUUGACCAGAGGACAGGGGUGGACAUUGAUGUCGGUAGUGCUCUAUAUGUAAGCGACAAAUUGAAGCUCCUUCCUGAGUUCCUGGAGAAGAUAAAAGAGUUUUACCACUCUGAUGGCUUUACUGUGGAUUUCAGCGUCAAAGAAACGGUGGAUAAAAUUAACACAUAUGUGAAGGACAAAACGCAUGGGAAAAUAGACAGAGCUGUUGAUGAUCUGGAAUCUGACACUUUGAUGUUUCUUCUCACUUACAUAUUUUUUCAAGGAAAAUGGGACAUGUCAUUUGACCCAAGCAAGACCCAUCAAAGUACAUUUCAUGUGGACGCUGAGACUACAGUUCCAGUGCAAAUGAUGUACAAAUACGCAUCCCUCAAAGUUUUUUAUGACGACGAACUCCUUUCCAAAGUCCUCUGUCUAGAUUACGAUGACUCUUUCUCCAUGUUUCUUGCUGUCCCAGAUAUUCACACGUUUUUUGAAGCAAAGACCAUCAAAGAUCUGGAGAAGGCCAUCUCUAGGCAGCACAUUGAAAAGUGGAGGACAUCUGUCAAUAAAAGAAAAGUUAGCAUCUAUGUCCCCAAGCUCUCUCUGAAAACAUCAUAUUCUCUGAAUGAUAUUUUGAAAGGAUUGGGAAUGGCUGAUAUGUUUACAGAUAACGCCAACUUCACAGGAAUGUCAGAGGAAAAUAUCUUCAUUUCAAAGGCUAUGCAUAAGGCCACUCUGGAUAUAGAUGAGAAAGGAACCACUGCAGCAGCAGUGACAACAGCUUCAUUCACCCCGUACUCCUACAACCCAUUGUUGUUUUUGCGUUUUGACAAUCCAUUCAUGAUCUUUAUUACUGACCAAAAAAAUGGCAACAUCCUCUUCUUUGGAAAAGUUGUCAAUCCGGAGGAAAAACAGUAAUGUGACAUUGAAGAUGUCAACAUUAGCCAGCAGAUGGCCAUGACUUAAUCAACUGUUGUUCCGCUAUUUUCCUGACGCUAAAUUUUGUAGGUGUUGAUUUAUGGCCAAUCCUUCUUCUAGAGGUUCACCUUUCUGCAGAGUUUAGUUCCAAUGCAUAUCAAACACCUGAACCUGCUUAUCAAGGUCAUUGGAUUGAGUCGAUUGGGAAUAAAUGGCAGGAAAGUGGACCUGCAAGAUUGAGUACUGCCAGGAAGGCAUUGCUAGAUCUGAUUCCUCUGAUGAAUGUAUUCUUCUCUGCCAAGUGGCAACUUGUUAUAUUUAAUGCCUGUUUGGAAAGAGCUGUAGGAAAAAGUAAAAUUCAAAUAGUGGUAAAACUGGCAUUUGUCUUACAUUGUUAUACACCACAUAUUUGGCGUAGAGAUUAGAUUAAAAUCGGUGGGUGUCCAUUUUAUUAUCCAUCUCUGGAUAGAAAACAACAAAUACAUUAGUGAAGUGAAAGUGAAAUAGGUGAAAUAACACACGAACAUUCUUUUGGACAAACAUAUUGCUAUUUUAACAUGGCAGUAUCACAUGAAAAACAUACUUGCUUAGAAUCUCAUAAAGGUCCUUCCACACUGAGGCCGAAAUUCUCAUCUGAAAUUUUUGCAUUUUAAAAAAAUAAAUACAACCUCAUGUUGUGUCAAUCACAUUUACACUGCCUCUGAAACUUUCGUCUGUCAUAAAAAAUUUUGAUUCUAGGUUCAAUUUUCUGUGAUUUCUGCAUCUGUAACAUGCAUUUUCAGAGGUGUUUUGAAAAUUCUAAGUCACUGUGAUGUUUUGUGCAUGACAAAUUAUGAUGAAAAAUAAAUGUGAAAAUUUUGGACUUUUUGUACAGCCAUUCAUCAACAAGUCUAAUCUAGUCCUUUGAUUCCUUGCCUGUAAGAUUAUUAAUACAAACACAAACAGAAGCAGUCAGACCUGCAUGUAAGCUCAAUGGAGAAUUCAGGCUCAGUAUUACUCAGAUGUGAAGAAAAUAACAAUGGAUUGGCACAACUUUGCUUAAACACAUUUCCUUGGCAUCGUCCUAACCUUCCCCUCAUUAUAGCAUCCCUCAGGUCAGCCACAUGUGCCUACAAUGCUUUCCAUGUGAUGGAAAAUUGAAUGGAUUGAAUCAAUAAUAAAGUUUAGAAUUUU
Labeo rohita (rohu) is the source of this 3579-nucleotide messenger RNA. RefSeq names its product alpha-1-antitrypsin. Lineage: Eukaryota; Metazoa; Chordata; Actinopteri; Cypriniformes; Cyprinidae. The record is from RefSeq and is a predicted model, not a curated record. Gene Ontology annotation, molecular function: serine-type endopeptidase inhibitor activity. Bases 1171 to 2406 code for a protein of 411 amino acids. The transcript is spliced from 5 exons. Gene Ontology annotation, biological process: negative regulation of endopeptidase activity.